Messenger RNA from Styela clava, 1308 nucleotides. RefSeq lists its product as uncharacterized. NCBI's taxonomy places the organism in Eukaryota, Metazoa, Chordata, Ascidiacea, Stolidobranchia, Styelidae. The record is from RefSeq and is a predicted model, not a curated record.
GACUGGCCUUUGGGCAAGCUUGCACUGAUACAAAUAUGACCAAAAUACUGUAUGUCAAUCAAAAAAUCUGUACGGUAGCAGAAGAUUUGCUUAUGUCACUACUGAUUGCCGUAUACACCAGUUACUUUAUUUAAAUAACACUGGAACGGAUGAAAAGCUCAAAAUGCGAAGAGAAGAGAAGCUGUGCUCGAUUUUUGUUUUAUGCGUUUGCAUCAGAGUAUGUCGUGGAUUGAAGCCUUUUCAGCUGAGAUACAAAAUAAGUAAAGCCCAUUGUUCACCAGUGCAAGGAUUUGAAAAUCAUAUUUUGCCAUGUUACGAUUUUCAAACAAAAAAACUGGUCGACCCGAGUGAUUGCAGUUUGAAGAAAAAUAAGCAUUGCUGCAUGUAUAAUUGCCGAUGCAUCAUCAGAGGAGCUGGAACAGUGGACAUUCCAGAAGCUUAUCGACUACGUAAUAACAAAUUGAUCUCUCAGUUCAAUUUAAUCAAAGGUUGUGUGACUAAUGUAGAAUUGUCAGACAACAAAAGUAAUUCCUCUGCCUUUGCUACAACAUUACCAAAAAACAAACAAAGUACAACGCCAGCGAACGAAAGUACAAGGGCGUCAACGACAACAACAACGCCAACAUACUUUUCAUUCGAGGUAGCCUCUGUACAACCUUCAACUUUGUCAACAAAAGAAAGCAGGCGUUUGACAACAAUUUCCGUUUCUACGAAAAUGAAAAACAAAUCAACACCACUAAAAAAACGCCCAACCCCGCGCAAAACGUUUUCUCAAAUUGCAUCUAAAACCAGUUUAGGAAAAAAACCGAAAAACCAGAAAGAUCCAUCAAGGGUCAAAAUAAGUGCAACUAAAGCAUCCACGAUAAAGUCUAAAAUCAAACAGCCAAUGGCUCGGAAGGGUCUAAAGCGCCAAGCACAUCCAAAAAGACCAAGCAAUCGCAAGCCAAAUCAAUAUAACAAACCACUGAAGUUGUCGUCACAAACACCCAGUCAUGGUAGAGGAACAAAGGAAGAUUUUCAAAAAACUACACCAACUGCAGCCACCAAAAUACGUAAAGUUAAGCCUACAAAGAAAACCAAUCAUCCUUGUACAACAACGAGAAGGAACCAGCAAAGUUUUUCGUUUAACUUUUUCUCGCGCAUGGCAAAUAUUCUAAACGGAAUUGGAUUUAACUACGAAGUAGAGCCAAAUGAUGAUUGUUGAUUGAGCCCAAUGAAAAAGUUUUUAUAUUUAAUGUUUUUUUUUCAAGGUGAACUUUUAUCUAUGCAUUUUAUGUUUGGAUAAAUACAAUUUUAUCUAAAGACAAA